AUGUAAAAUAUAUUAUUACCUUAUACGAAGGAACUUCAAAGACUUGAAAACUGCCUUGAGGGAAGUUAAGAUGGUGGAGUCUAUUUGAAUCCAUUGCAAGAGUAAAUGCAAAGAGCAAAAUAGAAUGUUUUAAAAUUGGAAUCCAUUCAUGAGAACAAAAAGAAAUUAUAAGCUGAUUAUAGUGCAAAACUAUAAAAGCUAAAUAAUAAGCUGUCCUCAUCAAUGGAACAGAGUUUGAAAAAAAAGGAAACUUAAUUGAUUGCAUUAUCAAAUAAGUUAAAAAAAAAGAAUGUAAAAAGGAAGCCAAGAAAGAUGUCAGUCUAAGAUGAAAUUAAAGAAAUCAAAGAAGAAACUACAGCAAAAGUAGAAUUAGUGGAGUAAGUUCCAUAGAAAAUGUAAUAAAAAAAAGAAGUUACUAUUUAAGAAACACCAACGAUGAAAUUGGCAGAGCCUAAGCAUUUAGAUGAGUUUGAAUUUUUUAAGAAAUUGAAUAAAAGUAUGGAUGCUGCAUCACAAAGAAAGUCUUAACGUUUAGAUAAUAUUAAAUAACGAUUACAUGGCUAAGAUGAAAUAAUUCACUAACAUCUUGAGAAGUCAAAUAAGACAAAAGAAGAACAAGAAUAAAAUAGGUUGACCUAGAUUUAUAACAAACUUUUAAAUUUAACAUAAAAAGAAUAAUAGAAGAAAUCAAAGAACAAAAUAAAAUAGAAAAAGAAAUCUUUGCAAAUAAACAUGUCCAGUAGUGAAUCUAAUAAAUAUAACAAUACAUUUAGAUAUGAAGAAUAGAGAUCAGAACCAAAUAGAACUGUUAGAUCCAUUACUUAAGAUAUCAAAUUUAUUAAUGUAAAAUAACGAUUAGAGAAACUAUAGAAUGAAAGAGAAUAGUAAGUAAAAACAAUAUUGGAUAAGCAUUAAUAAUAUUCUUAUAGGCUUCAAUAAAAUAAAUUAAUAUUAGAUGAAUUAUCUAAUACGUGUUAAUAUUAUAAUUUUAAGAUAAAAGAAUAAUAUUUGUUAUGA
Molecule: messenger RNA, 1017 nt
Organism: Paramecium tetraurelia
Lineage: Eukaryota; Ciliophora; Oligohymenophorea; Peniculida; Parameciidae
Exons: 5
Source: RefSeq, a predicted model, not a curated record